Molecule: messenger RNA, 1086 nt
Organism: Cimex lectularius (bed bug)
Lineage: Eukaryota; Metazoa; Arthropoda; Insecta; Hemiptera; Cimicidae
Gene: Vps60
Product: charged multivesicular body protein 5
Exons: 5
Coding region: 148-828 (226 amino acids)
Biological process (GO): late endosome to vacuole transport via multivesicular body sorting pathway; vesicle budding from membrane
Cellular component (GO): multivesicular body
Source: RefSeq, a predicted model, not a curated record
CUGGAUUGGUGACGUCAUGCCUGCUGUUCAGCUGUUGUAGUAACAAUUGUAACAUAACAAAUCUGGAAAGGUUACAGAAGACACAGAGUUCAAUUUACGUCCUUUCACACCACUGUAUAUUUUUUUAAGUAUUCAUAAAUUUUCAAAAUGAACAGGCUAUUCGGAAAGAAAAAACCUGCAGCACCACCUCCAAACAUGAACGAUAUCAUCACUGGGGUCGACACGAAAGCAGACUCCAUAGAGGGGAAGAUCGCCAAGUUGGAUGCCGAGCUGAGAAAAUAUAAGGACCAGAUGGUGAAAAUGAGAGAAGGCCCUGCCAAAAAUGCUGUCAAACAGAAGGCAAUGAGGGUUCUCAAACAGAGGAAAAUGUAUGAACAACAGGCCGGGAACCUGAGGCAACAAGCGUUCAACAUGGAACAAGCCAAUUUCGCCGUCCAAUCGCUCAAGGAUACACAGGCGACAGUGGUAGCGAUGAAGGACGGUGUCAAGAGUAUGCAGAAAGAAUUUAAAAAAAUCAAUAUUGAUCAAAUAGAAGAUAUCCAAGAUGAAAUGAACGAGUUGCUGGAAAUGAAUGAAGACGUUCAAGAAGCACUCGGCAGAUCGUACGGAAUGCCGGAAAUCGAUGAUGAUGAACUGGCUGCUGAAUUGGACGCCCUAGGUGAUGAGAUUGCUCAGGAUGAGGAUGCAUCAUAUCUAGAUGAUGCAAUCAAUACUCCAGUAACACCUGACAAAGAACCCAGCACCUCUAAACCUGAAAGGAACAAAGAUGGAGUGCCAGUAGAUGAAUUCGGCCUACCACAAAUUCCAGCAUUAGUAAAAACGACUUGAAUACCAGUAUGACUGGAUUUCAACACAAUUUGAAUUGUGCUUCAGUUUAUUAUUAUUAUCAUCAUCAAUUUUGUUACCAAACACCGCUUAAUUGUUAGAUAAUGAUUAUAUUAAUUUAAAUUACCCACAAUCAUAGCGAAAAAGUAAAUAAAAAGUUAAGCAUUGGAAUUUAUAUUUUUACUAUGGUUGGUGUAUCCAUUGUAAAACCAUACUAAUCUGCUUGUCGCAAUUGUAAAUAAAUAAAACAUUUUAUUAGAA